UAGCUUAUUCUGCUAACACACACGACUGCUUCUUCCUCCUACCGCGCACGAGCCCCCCCAAAUCCCUCACCUUCUUCUCCAACCGACCCCCUCAACCUCCCACGCCGCCACGCUCUGAGCGCCAGGCCGCCGCUAGCCCUACUCUCGACCGAAGCGAACCACACCUCCCCAACUUAUCUUCCUCCCAGUCCACCCCACCCCGCGCCCACCCACUCCCAUCCCCACCUUCUUCUAUGCCCACCUGGCCGCCGUGCCCACCCCCUCCACCUUCUUCCCUCCCUCUCCACCACCCACGGCGGUACUCCCUCAGCCACCGGCCCAGGCCGCCGCUGCGCUGCCCCUGCCGCGACCACUGUGCGCGUCGACCACCUCCUGCUGCACCACCCACUGAUGCCCGCCAACUCCCGCAUCCCGCACUUCCACUCACCCCCAUCCAGACGCGAGAUCUGGCCGCUCGCCCCCGUUCCACUGCCUACCGGCCUCCCAUGCCGCACACCACGGCCCACGGUGACGCCAGAUCCAUGCGCCGGUGAGACCAGCAACGUCAGCCCACGCCUCUCCCUUCUUCCCCUGCUCCCUCCUCUCCUGCUCAACCCUUUCCUCUGUCUUUCUUUGUGCCGCAGAAGGGAUACAGCCAUGGCCGUCGUUGCUCAAAGCUUGCCGGACCCGACGAUUUCUCCAUGCCGAGCGCUCGCCUUCUGUUGUCCGCAUAUGGAUCCGGGUGCCGCCGUCCCUUCCCAGCCUCCUCCAGUGACAUGUUCACCCAUCCUCCGCUGCCGCAUCCUAUGCUAGCCGCCAGUGUGUGGGAUGACGCUGGAUGGGGGCGAAAAAAGUAAACUACGACUGAAACGCCUAAGAAGGUUCUAAUGGCCUGAAGAUCAAGCAGGUGAUCUUAUUCCUCCCUGCUAAUGUCCAUGUGUCAGUGUCUUCCACCAUCCUAGAGAGAGCCUGCACUGGUGUUGUCCGUUUGUUCUCAAAGAAAAAUCACGAUGAGGUACCUGUGCGAACAAAAUAGGAAAAACAAAUCUCCCCGUAUAUGGAUUGGUGGGUGAAAAAAUGGGGCUGAGAACCAAUACGGAGGGCAUGAAUUGUAGUAGUGAGAUGGGAUAACAGUGCAUCCGUGCGGGCGUGCAGUUUGGCGGCACGGCGCGUGUGGUACACUGGUUCCGGUGAUGCUGUUCGCCGGCGUACUCCAGAGUAACAGUUUCGCUUCGUGACGAUGUCUUUGUUUGCAGUUCUCUAGAUGUGUGUUGUAGUGCACUGAAUAAAAAAGGUUUUGUAUGGACA
Molecule: messenger RNA, 1287 nt
Organism: Triticum aestivum (bread wheat)
Lineage: Eukaryota; Viridiplantae; Streptophyta; Magnoliopsida; Poales; Poaceae
Product: probable transcription factor GLK1
Source: RefSeq, a predicted model, not a curated record